CUCGAAAGUGGGCAAAUGUCACUGCAUUUAAGAGCGUGAAUGUAACGCGAAUAAAUUCCAGCCCUUCUUCUCUCCGGAGCAGGGCCCACAGCUCGACAAAACAAUUAUCUCUUUCUUCUGCGCUCUCCUCUCUAUAUCAAUUGCUAUUCAUUAUUUCUACCGCCAGAGUGACAGCGCUGGGAGUGAUAGAGUUCGGCUUUUAGCUACCGGAAGUCAGAGAGGAGAUCCGACGGUUGACGGGAGAAGGAGGGAGAGGGAGACAAAGAGAUAUGUCGGCCACCGGCGGCGGAGGCGGCGGCGGGCAGGAGGAAGACAAGAAGCCCGGGGAUCAGGGAGGUCACAUCAACCUCAAAGUCAAGGGCCAGCCAGGAAAAGAAGUGGAAAAAAAGAGAGCUUGCCUGGAAACAAGUAGUGAUUUUGAAAUCAGGAUUUUUUUGUUCAGUGCUUGCAUAAAUUGGUGGCUGGUACAUGUUUGACCUUCCAGAUGAAAUGGGUUGCUUUUUUUUUUGUCUUAAUUUCGACUCGGGUGAUUUUGCUUUCAGCUUGUAUUCUUACUCUUUCCAACUACUCCUACCUUGUUGGUGUUUUCUCUUUUUAUUAACCUACAUGUGUGAUUCUGCAGGAUGGGAACGAGGUGUUCUUCAGGAUUAAGCGCAGCACCCAGCUUCGCAAAUUGAUGACAGCAUACUGCGAUAGACAGUCGGUGGACCUGAACUCGAUUGCAUUCUUGUUCGAUGGUCGUAGGCUUCGUGUUGAUCAGACCCCAGACGAGCUUGAAAUGGAAGAUGGAGAUGAAAUUGAUGCCAUGCUGCACCAGACAGGUGGCUUCCUUGGAUGUCGUUAACUUCUAUGUAGUAGUAGUGAUGGACGGGGGAUGUUAUUUGCCUUUGCUUAAUCUGAACUCUACUGAGAGAUAGUGAGAGAGCUUAUGGACAUAGAAGCUGAAAGUUUGAUUCUGUUCUAACAAUACAGGCACUCUGCAUUUUGUACUUGUUUCAAAUAGUCCUGUAGUUGAACUUCUAUUUCCGAUGUUUGGCUAUGCUUUCUAUCUGGUUGGGACUCGGCUGUCAUCUUGCGAUUUGCCUAAACUGGUCUAAUUGAGAAUAAAAUAGCUAGUGUUGCUGGAAAUUGAAAGGAAU
Linum tenue is the source of this 1139-nucleotide messenger RNA. The record is from the annotation of a GenBank genome assembly. Lineage: Eukaryota; Viridiplantae; Streptophyta; Magnoliopsida; Malpighiales; Linaceae.